UAUUACUGUCAAGUAUUUUCAAAUAUCAGCAUUAUGCUAUAUUAUUUAAAAAAUAAUAAUUUUUGAGGUUGGCACUGUCUCCUCCGGUCCAGUGGUGGCGCUUGACUUAAGUGUUUUAUCCGAAUCCUAUCCUCCUCCUCCCCCGAAGAAGAAGAAGAGCCAAUGACACAGGGCGGCGUAGAAGAAGAAACCGUGGCGCUUAACAAUGGCGGUGAACUGGUGACACAAAUAAACAAUCCAGUUUUUUCCCAUUUUAAUGCUGUAGUUUUUAUCGGUAGUAGUCUCAUGUCAUAGUUCGCCGUCUGAAGUGUGUCUGCGGCAGAAAAGACACGUCUGUCUCGGUGAGUGUCUCCUGCUGCAGCCGGAUCCCGAUGAUACACAGUUAGCGGCGGUCGACUGAGCAGCUUCUUCUCAUCGUGGACCGCCGAGCUCGUUUUCUUCGCUUCCCGACCGCUGACUAACCGACGAUGCCGCUGGGGUUGAAGCCGUGCUGCGCCGUCUGCAAGACGAACUCCUCGUCCAUGUGGAAGAAAGGGAACCAGGGGGAGAUCCUGUGUAACAACUGCACGGGAAAGAGCGGCGGUGGAGGAGGCGGCGGCGGCGGCGGCGCAUCAGGACCCUCCCUGUCCUCCAGCACACUGCCCAGCAAUGGCGGGGGCAAACAGACCAAGCAGGAGAGCCACAGGAGGUCUGCACGCCUGAGAAGUACCAAGUACAAAGCUCCUGCGUCUGAGAAGAAAGUGUCCACAAAGGGAAAGGGAAGAAGACACAUAUUCAAACUCAAAAAUCCAAUCAAAGCACCUGAAUCUGUUGCAACAAUCAUCACGUCAGAAUCCGUAUUUAAUAAGGGAGUUUAUUACCAGACAGGAGAUGUGAUCAGAGUAAUAGAUGAAGAGGACGGGAGGCCGUAUUAUGCUCAGAUUAGAGGCUUUGUCCAGGACCAGUACUGUGAAAAGAGUGCAGCAUUGACCUGGUUAAUCCCCACCCAGGCCAGCCCAAAGGACCACUUUGAUCCCGGGACAUACAUAGUUGGUCCAGAGGAGGAACUCCCCCGAAAGAUGGAGUACCUUGAGUUUGUGUGCCACGCCCCCUCUGAAUAUUUCAAAUCGCGGAGCGCUCCGUUCCCCACCAUUCCAAUCCGACCAGAGAAAGGCUACAUCUGGACUCACAUAGGACCCACACCAGCCCUUGCUGUCAAAGAGUCUGUGUGUGGCAGCAGUUAACAGGACUCUGACAUGGACUCACUCUGUUGCUUUUGAGAAGAGACUUGUAAAUGUAUGUAACAUAUAAAAACAAAAAUGGUUGUUGGCUACAGCCUUUACUUCAGAUUGAAGACAAGCUGUAAUUUGACACUGAAAAUGUAACCACAUUUCGAUAAAAAAAAGUUUUGUCAUUGGAAUAUUACUUUUGUAUUUAGUAAUAAACAGAAAAAAAUUCGUUUCACUUUA
Scophthalmus maximus (turbot) is the source of this 1448-nucleotide messenger RNA. It is a transcript of the gene gatad1, whose product is annotated as GATA zinc finger domain containing 1. The record is from RefSeq and is a predicted model, not a curated record. The transcript is spliced from 5 exons. The coding region runs from base 468 to 1223 and encodes 251 amino acids. Gene Ontology annotation, cellular component: nucleus. Lineage: Eukaryota; Metazoa; Chordata; Actinopteri; Pleuronectiformes; Scophthalmidae. Gene Ontology annotation, biological process: regulation of DNA-templated transcription; chromatin organization. Gene Ontology annotation, molecular function: sequence-specific DNA binding.